UUGAAAGAAGUAUAGCCUACUAUUCCUGCCAAACUUUUUACUUUUUACAAAAAUGACGUAAUAUUUAUAAAUUAUGGACAUCAAGUGUAUCAAAAGGAUGUAACGAUAUUGACGUUAUCGCGCUAUCGCGGUGGUAAGCGUGUCUCGAUAUCGUCGUGGUUGGGUUACAAUAAUAAAAGGACAGGUGUCCGUCAAAAAGCAAGAGGAUUAAACAUAGUCCCGCGGAACAAAUCAUCGUUAACUACAUAGAUCAUGAUCCUUUGCACUGCGUCGUCAUACCAACCGUUGUUAAGCCAAUAGGAUUGGACGCGGCACGCUGUCCACACAAGCUCACAGCAAGCCAGCAUGGCCGACAGCGAUACUUAAGGAGGAAUACCCCGAAGUUGAGAUUGUGCUAGGCCCUGCAGCUUUUAAGUCAGAUGUCUGUAAACAUUUUAGUUUUGCCGUGUCAAAAAACGCAAAAGGAGAGCAGGUGGUGGACAGACAAUGGACUAUGUGCAAGCACUGCCACAGUAAACUGCGAUACAACAAGGGAAACACAAGCCAUAUGCGAAGUCAUCUGACAAAGAAUGUCCUGUCCGGUCAAAAAACCCCGAAGGAGGCAUUUUCAACAACUACGCCACACAACAGCGCAAGGGCUCAAGAAAUCACGAGGUACAUCGCGGAAUACAUAGCAUGUGAUUUACGUCUCUUUUCUGCUGUAGAUGGUAAAGGAUUUAAAAGGUUAGUGACCAAGCUUGAGCCGAUGUAUCAAAUGCCGUCAGGGGCUCAUUUUAGUCAAACUGUCUUCCCUGCUCUUUACUGCGAAACACAAGAACGUGUCCUGUUGAACCUUGCAUUGCUAUUACCACUGAUGGGUGGACUUCCAGAGCGACAUGUUUUGACGAGUAAAUGGGAAAUGCAGAGUUACGUUUUAAAAACUAGACAGCUUAGCGAAUCACACACUGGCGUAAACAUAGCCGAAGUCCUUAAAUCUGCAGUCAAACAGUGGACACUGUGAACACUGGAGUUCUUGCUUUGUACCUUAAUCUUUAAAAGAAAUGGUACAUAUAUUUACCUUUUAAUGCUUGGGAACAUACAUGUACCUUGAGGUCCAAUAAUAAGCCCUAUAGGGUACAUUAGUGUAGGUUGUAGCUUGAGGGACAAAAUUCGUACUGUACCCCUAUCCUAUCUCUGACAGUGUGUGUCUAACAGGAGGCAGAUAAUGUUUAUGACAUGUUUCGCACUCGAUACACUCUCCAUCGCCAGGCCUACCAGCACAAGAUCAGCAACAUCAUUGAAGAGAUGUUUGCUGAAGCGCUCGUAUUAGCUGAUCGUGAUCUUCAUGCUGGGAAACCUGAAGAUAUGCUGAAGAUUUCUGAAGCCAUAAAGUCAGUAGAGGAAUACAGCAAACUCACAGAUGAGAUCUUUGAGCAGAUCUCGUCCUCCACUGCUGAAAACCUGCAGGAAUCCAGGAACAUCCUGGACAAGAUCUCCAGGAGAAAACUGCCAAAGUUUGUGGGAGAAUUUCGUCUGACUAAGGAAAAGAUCUCAAAGGAAAUCCUGACGCAAUCAUGGAAAGCCGCAGUGCAGAAGUACAGACCCACUGACCCGACUGUUUCUCUGAACGCUGAAGAAUUACCAGUUUAUGUGGUUGAUCUGGAUCACGGCAUGAAGGACAAAAACCCCAUUGAAUUUGUCUAUUUCUACAGCAAGAGGAAUCCCACCAAAGCUUCAACCGUUAAAGAUUUUCAGUUGUCCAGUUUCCUGCCAAAGAAGUUUAAUGAAGAGCUUGUCAGAGUUUAUUACAGAAGAACUGAAGAUAAGAUGAAGGAGAAGAAGUUAGAAGAGGCUGAGAAGUGCUUUAAGAUUUGGUGUAAUGAAAAUUUCCUCCAGUAAUGUGUGUAUGAUUUAUAAUAUCCAAAGUUUAUGGCUGCAGUCAGUCUGUUUAAAGGUACACUGUGUAUUUUAUUAGCUGAAAUCAAUGUCUUUAUUCAGAAAUAUAUCACCUCAUUGGUGUAAAAUUACAUCUGGCAAUGAUCUGA
Messenger RNA from Pimephales promelas (fathead minnow), 2024 nucleotides. NCBI's taxonomy places the organism in Eukaryota, Metazoa, Chordata, Actinopteri, Cypriniformes, Leuciscidae. The record is from RefSeq and is a predicted model, not a curated record.